AUGUCUGGGCAACAACACGCCGGAAAAAUUACAAAAAUCAUCAAUGGCCGCCUACUGCGCAAUCACGAAAUCGUAGAAAACUCGUAUCUCUAUAUCCAAGAUGGCAGGAUUAUCGAUGCUUUUCAUUCAUUCUUUGACCAACAGCGAGAACCUGACCACAUCAUUGAUGCAAAGGGUGCCAUCAUCUCGCCUGGUUUCAUCGACCUUCAGAUCAAUGGCGCAUUUGGUAUCGAUUUCUCUGACUAUGAAGGCAGCCAAGAAAAGCUGGCUAAAGAUAUUGCUGUUGUCGCCAAUGGAUUGUUACAAAAUGGAUGUACCGCCUUUUGUCCAACUGUAGUUACCUCUGCUCCUGAGGUCUAUUCCAAGGUUUUGCCAUUAUUAAGACAUCGCUCUGGAAAUGCUAAAACAGGGGCUGAGAUUUUGGGCGCUCACUGCGAAGGACCCUUCAUUUCGACAGAGAAAAAGGGUGCACAUGAUCAAACUGUCAUUCAAGAUGCAAGGGACGGCAUUGCGUCUCUGGAUAGAGCCUAUGGUCCCGAGUUACUGAAGGGCGGAGAAACGGUGCGCAUUAUGACAGUGGCUCCUGAAUUAGAUGGCAUGUUGGACGUCAUUCCUCAACUGAUUGAUCGCAACAUUACUGUAUCUAUCGGCCAUUCUGCUGCUACCAUCGAUCAAGCAGAAGCUGGUGUUGCUGCUGGUGCUACUUUUAUGACUCAUUUGUUCAAUGCUAUGCGACCAUUCCAUCAAAGAGAUCCAGGCAUGGUGGGUAUUCUAGGUGCUAGUGAUCUGCCUGAGCCCAAGCAGCCCGAGCGUCACCCUUUGCCUUCGUCCACCUCUCCUGACGGCAACAAACCUGAUCCUCGUCCAUUCUACGGUAUUAUUUGCGAUGGCGUCCAUGUUCACCCUAAUUCAGUCCGUAUCGCCUAUUACUCUCAUCCACGCGGCUGUGUUUUAGUAACAGACGCAUUGAGUGCAGCAGGGCUACCUCGAGGUAUCUAUCAAUUAGGUGGCCGCGAUGUUGAAGUGCGCGGUGUCAGUGGCGCGUACGUCAAGGGCACAAAUACCUUGGCUGGGAGUACCGUUACCAUUGAUCAUUGUGUACGUAACUUUAAAGAGUUUACAAGAUGCACGGCGGUCGAGGCAUUAGAGGCAGCUACUUUGCAUCCAGCUCAGGCACUAGGCAUUCAAGCAACAAAGGGCACAUUGAACCCUGGCAGCGAUGCGGAUCUGGUUUUUUUGGAUGAUGAUUUGCAUAUCCAAAAAGUGUUUGUUCGUGGUGAAGAGGUUGAACUGAAAGAAAGACAUGUUUAA
Mucor velutinosus is the source of this 1311-nucleotide messenger RNA. Its product is annotated as ribosomal 40S subunit protein S14B. The record is from RefSeq and is a predicted model, not a curated record. The transcript is spliced from 2 exons. The coding region runs from base 1 to 1311 and encodes 436 amino acids. Gene Ontology annotation, molecular function: N-acetylglucosamine-6-phosphate deacetylase activity. Gene Ontology annotation, biological process: N-acetylglucosamine catabolic process. Lineage: Eukaryota; Fungi; Mucoromycota; Mucoromycetes; Mucorales; Mucoraceae.